GCGCGAGCCCGGGUCGAGGGGAAGAUUAACGGUCAGAAACAAUCCGCAGCCAUCUGCAGAAACCAUGGCAGAGCCCAGGGAAACGCAAAAAGAAGAUCCUACCACAGAGGAGACUUCAACAGAAAAUACAGAAGAUGCCAACCAUGACCCUCACUUUGAGCCAAUCGUAUCGCUCCCUGAGCAGGAAGUUAAAACGCUGGAAGAGGAUGAGGAGGAACUCUUUAAAAUGCGUGCAAAACUGUACCGGUUUGCUUCUGAGAACGAGCCUCCAGAGUGGAAGGAGAGGGGCACUGGGGACGUGAAGCUGUUGAGACACGCGGACAGGGGAACAAUCCGCCUGUUAAUGAGGAGAGACAAGACCCUGAAAAUCUGUGCAAACCACUACAUUUCUCCUGUGAUGGAAUUGAAGCCGAAUGCAGGUAGUGAUAGAGCCUGGGUUUGGAACACACAUGCUGACUUUGCAGACGAACAUCCCAAACCAGAACUCCUGGCUAUCCGGUUCCUUAAUGCAGAGAAUGCACAGAAAUUUAAAGCAAAGUUUGAUGACUGCAGGGAAGAAGUGAAGAAGUUUCAGCAAGGUAGUGACAGUGCUGACAAAGUGGCAAGUAAGCUGGAGGAGCUGUCUGUAAAGGAUGACAAGAAGACCAAUGAGUCAGGGGACAAGAAGGAUGAAGCAGCUUGCAAGAAAAAAGAUGGUGAAGAAGUGAAGGGGGAGGCAGAAGAGAAGUAAACCAUGCUCCGACCUUCCUCCAAUUCAGUAUUUCCUUUUUUGUUUAGGUUUUUUUUUUUGUUGUUUUUUUACAAUGAACUUUAUAAACAAACUGAAUUUGGACACUUGCAUUCAUUCCCCCCACCCCAGCCCCUAACCUUUUGCCCUCUCAGAUCAGAAGAGCUUGGAGACACUUCAGAGUAUCCAUUCCCCAGUCGUCAAUGUACUGUGCUGGUUUUUUUUCCAUAGUGGAAAUAAGUUAAUAUUAUGGUCAUCUGUAACUCGGAAGUAUCUAACAUGAUGUCUUACUGUGAAAUAAGGCUUGUGAUAUUGAUUCCCACAUUAGGUAGCGCGUUGUCUCCCCCCCCCCCCCCCCCCCCCCCCUUUGCUUGUUUAAAAACUAAAUACAAAUAAAAAAGGGGAACAAAAGCAUAUUUUCAUUGAGAAAUCACAGUUUGACUGAUGCAAGGUCUUCAGGUUACUGGUCAUUUCAGAUGUGGCUUAAGAUUGCAGCCUUGUGGCUUUAUGAAUUGGUGACUGGUCUUUUUUAGAAUUUGUUUAUUGAAAUGAUAACAUGCACUCUUCAGGAGAUGCACUCUUUUGUGCAGAAUAGCAAACAUAAGCCCCUUUCAUAGUGGCACUCCAGCCUUGGUCACAAUCUUGUGUAGUGUGAAACCACCUACCCAGGUUAACCCAGCUCCUAGCGAUCUACAUCCUACAUGACAGCCGCCGAAAUAACAAGCAGCCACACCUGCGUGAAGGUUUCACUUCUGCAAGGAAUGUUUUUGUUUAUUCUGUGUUGGCCAUAUUUUUGUUUCUUGAGACACCCCAUGAGCUAGAUUGCAGCAGGGCUGAAGAAACGUUUGCUCUAAUCCACACGUAUUGUUUGCUAGCAUGUGUCACCCAGGUCAUCCUGCUUAAUCAAGCAGUGUGAAAUCACAUAGCUGACCUGCAUGACACUGGGUCCUAACCUGGGUAGAGCAUGCCAGUGUGAAAGGGGCUGUAGUUAUUCAUGCAGGUGCCAGUGUGUCUCACAUCACUGGUUUCACUGACCCAUAUUUCCACUAUUCUUAGCCUACUGUAGGUGUGGUUGUCCAAGAUAGAUUAGUUAUAAUCUAUAUCUGCAAAUCAAGCUGUAAAUAUGCUUUCAGCUAUAAUAUCUUUCAAUAUCCUCAAAUGGAGAAUUAUUACCUGGUUAGAAAGCAAAUGCUUAUACUUCGCCCCCUCCCCCCACCUAAGUGAAAGCCAUGUGCUGUGUUCAGUUUGAUUAGUGAUUCAGUGCUUGCAGUAAGAUCGUAAUUGCAUAUUGGUUCAUUACAUUGGCAGCAUGUCUAACUGGAAUCUGGAAAGGCAAAUCCUUCUGGGGAUGAGGCAGUGCAUAGCUGCGGAGUAGAAAUGAGAGGGAGAGAAAUGGGACCCCUGGUGCUGACUGCAUGGCAGGGUAGUAACCAGCUCCAAGCAGUGGCUGUAUGGGGUGCCAAAGAGACUCCUCUGCUGGUGUGAGGGGGUGAACAGUGCAGCAAAACAAGAAUGUAUAAAGGCUUGAAAAGAUAUUAAAAGCAAAUAUUGGUACCAUGUCUAUAUUAAUUAUAACUUGUGCUUCCCUAUAUCUCCUGUAGAAUGAAUAGGAAGGAGCAGGUUAGGUGACGCAUGUACCAUUUCUUUACCAAACUUUACAGCAUUCUUGUGAGCACUUUAUUUUUUGACAGUGUGGAUAUGGUACUUGCAUAGCAAAUCACAUUGGAUGUUUAUUGAAGGUUUCUGUUCUGAAUCAUCUUGCUUGUUAUAGUGACAACGCGUUACAAAUGAUGUAAAAAAAAGGUUGAACAAAAUCAAAUGAAUUAAAAUAUAAUACUGACAAA
Polyodon spathula (Mississippi paddlefish) is the source of this 2571-nucleotide messenger RNA. Its product is annotated as ran-specific GTPase-activating protein-like. Gene Ontology annotation, cellular component: cytoplasm; centrosome; nuclear pore. The transcript has 6 exons. The coding region runs from base 65 to 730 and encodes 221 amino acids. NCBI's taxonomy places the organism in Eukaryota, Metazoa, Chordata, Actinopteri, Acipenseriformes, Polyodontidae. The record is from RefSeq and is a predicted model, not a curated record. Gene Ontology annotation, molecular function: GTPase activator activity. Gene Ontology annotation, biological process: nucleocytoplasmic transport; positive regulation of mitotic centrosome separation.